This is a messenger RNA of Closterium sp. Naga37s-1, 774 nucleotides long. Lineage: Eukaryota; Viridiplantae; Streptophyta; Zygnematophyceae; Desmidiales; Closteriaceae. The record is from the annotation of a GenBank genome assembly.
AUGGCGAGAAACGACAGCGCAGUGUCUCCGAGGCUAUUCAGAGGCACGGCUAUGAUUCUCCUCCUCGCCCUCCUCAUUCCUGACCCCACCGGGUUGGAGACCGGUGGCACUGGCGGCGGCACUGGACAUUUCGCAGAAGCGCUUCCCUUCAUCGAACCAUCGCAACCCGCCGCGACGUCACGGGCAUUCAUGCCAAGACCAAAAGGUCGAAUUCUCCUCUCUCCCCGUGCAUCCGCCUGUCACCCCGCUCUCCGCCUGUUUUCCUCUCUCUCUCUCUCCCCUCCUCAGUCGUCCUUCCCACCUCAGCCGCUCUCCUCCCCGCCGUCUGCUCUGCUACUUGGAAAGCCGCCCUUCCCGCCUCUUGAGGAGUUGUCAAGGGUGUGGGGAAUUGACGUGGUCAUCAGCGAGGACUGCGCGGACUCGUAUAGCUUCCAGGUCGUGCGCGAGUGCGACGCAGAUGGCUUCAUCGUUUCCAUCUCGUACGUCGCACUGCCCCCCAUUCCGACAUCCAUCAGCACGCAAUUCGACAUCAUUCCAGACGUCAUCACCAAACUCACACGACUCACCUCCCUGAACCUAGAGUUCGUCGACAUUAGAGGCACCCUGCCCGCCAGCAUGGGCAACAUGACCAACCUGCAAGAGCUGACAAUCAGCCGGGUGGAAUCGGGCAGCAUCCCGGCCUCCUUUGGUAACAUGGCCAGCCUGCAAUCACUGAUCAUCAGCGUGAGUGACAACGACACCACAGGAGCUGCCCUCACAGGGGCCCAUCCCUGA